CACCCUUAUGACCAUUUAUUUUAAGACAAGUGUUUUUUUUCUGUCAAACACUGUCAAAUGUCAAAAAAACAAAUAUUAAUUAUUAGAACCAAUUAAAAUAAUUAAAUUACACAAAAAAAACUUAAAUAAAACAAUUUUAUUAUUUAUUUUUUUAAUGCUGUCACUUUUGGAGUAAAAUACAAAUCUAAUCAGUGAUUAUGCAGUAGUGAAAAAAAAAACAAAGCUGCUCCUAAAACAGCUGAUAACAAUUAACAAUGUUUUAAUGAAUAAUAUUUCAAGAAUUAUACUAUUACUAACAUAAAAAAAUAAAAUGUUUAAAUAAUUAAUUAAGUCAUUUAAAUAUUAUUGCAUAUAAAAAGAGUAAUUUUUUCACCAAAAACAAAAUGAAAGUAAAUCAUGAAAAUAAUGUUAAUAACAAUGACAACAAUAAAUUUAAAAAUAAAGUUAAUAACAAUAGCAAGUACAAAAAUUUACCUUACUGGAUACUUGCUAGUUUAAGAGUGUUUUUAACAUUGUUACCACAAACUGGAUACAUUCAUCCUGAUGAAUAUUUUCAAUCAAUUGAAGUCAUUGCAGGUGAUCGUUUUGAUAUUGAUGUUUAUAAACCAUGGGAAUAUAACACAACAUUUCCCAUAAGAUCAACAUUAAUUUCUCAAAUAAUUGUUGGUGUACCAUAUUCAUUAAUGAACAUUAUAACACCAUAUUUAAAUAAUUAUUUUCAGUAUUCAAUUAAAACACCAUAUUUUUUAAUUGUAUUACCAAGAUUAUUAAUAUGUUUAUUAUCAUUCAUAUCAGACUAUUGUCUUUAUAAAAUAUGCAAUAUUUAUCAUCAAAAUUAUCAUGUUAUAUUAUCAACAUUUGCAAGUUCUUAUGUUAUGAUUAUUUAUGCAACUCAUACAUUUUCAAAUUCAAUUGAGCUUAUAUUAAAUUCAAUAUUAAUUUAUUAUGUAUCAAAAUGUAUGGCAUAUUCAGAAAAAAUAAUUUUACAAAGUGAUAUUAUUGCUGAGUGUUAUGAUAAAGCACCAACCAUUGUUGAACGUGUUAAAUAUUAUAAAUUACGUUCAUCAUUACCAUCACAUUCACUUAAACAUUGUUUAAUAUUAUCAACAAUAACAAUUAUUGGUAUAUUUAAUCGUCCAACAUUUGUUGCAUUUGCAUUACCAUCAAUUUUUUUUUGGCUACAAAGAGGUCUUGGAUCAAAAACAAUUGGUUUUUUAGAUUUUCAUAUUAGAAUAAUUAUUUUUGUUUUAUCUAGUAUACCAAUAAUUAUAUUAAUAAUAAUAUAUGAUAGUUUUUAUUUUGGUUAUUUAACACUUGAUGAAAUUAUUAAAUUUGAUAUUGGAAUGAAAAAUUUUGUUGUUACACCAGUUAAUUUUUUAAGAUAUAAUUCAGCAUCAAGUAAUUUAGCUAAGCAUGGAUUACACUCAAGAUGGCUUCAUUUUGCUAUUAAUGUACCACUUUUAUACAAUGUAUUGGGAAUUGUUGGAUUUAUAAUAAUUAUAAGAAUGAUAUACAGUAUAUCAAGAAAACGUUGGCUAGAAUUACCAAGAGUUCAAAGUAUUGAAAGUUUAAUGAUUGCUUGUUUUAUAAUACCAAUUGGUAUACUAUCAUUAUUUCCACAUCAAGAACCAAGAUUUAUCAUUCCAACAAUUCUUCCAUUGGUAUUUCUUUUUGCUCCAAUAAUUACUAACAAUAUUAAAGUAACAACUAUUGAAUACAACAAUAAUAAUAAUACAACAACAUACGUAUGUCAAAAAGAAAAGAAAAAAAUUAAUAAAUUACAAUGUAUAUGGUGGUUUAUUAAUUUUAUUAUGAUAAUUUUUUAUGGCUUUAUUCAUCAGGGUGGUGUUUAUCCACUUACAAAUUAUCUAGUCAAAGAAUUAAGAAGUAAACCAGAUAUAACACAUGUACAUUUGUUUACUUCUUAUACUUAUUCAAUUCCAACUGGUUUAAUACAAUUAAGAAAUACCAAAAAAACUUAUUACAGUAGUGAUAAACAUAGAUAUAAAUUAACACAAGAUUUUUAUUUAUAUGAAAAAGGAAAUGAGGAUACUUCAAUGGUAUUUAAAAGUAUAUUUAAUAAAUUAAAUGAAUGUGAAAUUAAAUAUCAAAAAAAAAAAAUACCAUAUAGACUUUAUUAUGCAUUGCCUGUUAAUUAUUUUCGUGAAUUUAUUGAGUAUGCAUUUUUAAAUGGCACUAAAAAUUUAAAUUAUCAAACAGUCAAUAUAUUUUAUCCUCAUUUAACUAUUGAAAAAUUACCAAAUAUAAAUUUUCAUCUUGAUUGUUUUAUUAUUGAACGACCAGAUAUAUGUAUUGAAAAAUUAACUUAUAAUUUAUCAAAUUUUUUAACACAAUUUAUUGAAAGUUUUGGAUUAUUAUUGCUUCGUAUUGAGUUACCUCAUAGUUCAAUUGAAAUAGCAUAAAUAAUUAAUUAAUUAUUAAAUUUAAUAAUCACGAAAUAAUAGUUUUCAUAAAUUAAUAUUUAAUUACACACACACACACACACACACUUUGUACUGAUUUAAUUGUAAGAAGAUGAAUUGUGAUUUAUUUGUUUUUUUAAUUAUUUCAAUAAAAUUUUCAAUAGUUAUACAAUGUUAUAAUAUAUAUAUAUAUAUUUUUUUUUUCUAUAAAAAUACAUUAUAGGAUUAUUUGUUUAUACAUUAAUUAUUAAUUAUUCAAGAAUAUUAUUUAACAUUAAUAAACUAUUGUAUUUUAUAUUUAUUUAAAAAUGCAAG
This is a messenger RNA of Aphidius gifuensis, 2738 nucleotides long. RefSeq names its product GPI mannosyltransferase 4 (gene PIG-Z). Gene Ontology annotation, cellular component: endoplasmic reticulum membrane. The transcript is spliced from 3 exons. The coding region runs from base 384 to 2423 and encodes 679 amino acids. Gene Ontology annotation, biological process: GPI anchor biosynthetic process. NCBI's taxonomy places the organism in Eukaryota, Metazoa, Arthropoda, Insecta, Hymenoptera, Braconidae. Gene Ontology annotation, molecular function: alpha-1,2-mannosyltransferase activity. The record is from RefSeq and is a predicted model, not a curated record.